Messenger RNA from Erythranthe guttata (spotted monkey flower), 1866 nucleotides. RefSeq names its product Calcium-binding EF hand family protein. Gene Ontology annotation, cellular component: endoplasmic reticulum. NCBI's taxonomy places the organism in Eukaryota, Viridiplantae, Streptophyta, Magnoliopsida, Lamiales, Phrymaceae. Gene Ontology annotation, molecular function: calcium ion binding. The record is from RefSeq and is a predicted model, not a curated record.
AAAAUAUACAAAUCAAAAUUGGAGUUCUCCUCCUACUUUCAUCUUCUCUUUCUUUUACUGCAAUUUUAUAUUUUUGAAAAUAAUUUACAAUCCAAGUUCCAAACAAUACCAGAUCUACCCCACUUCUCCCCCACCACCUCCACUCCAGCCCCCCUCUCUCUCUCUCUUCAGAUGUUGUUUAUAUGGAUGUAUAUAUAUGUAGAGAGAGAAGAAUCAUAAUUCAUAUCAGUUCUAAUAAACAGAUUAGUGGGGACACAUGUUUCUGCCGAGAAGAAUUCUGAAUCUUGUACCUUCGGUUUGAUCAGGUAGGAAAUGGGCAGAAUCUCACUGAUCAUCUACGUCGCAGUAGCCGUCUCCGUCCUGCUCCUCAUCUCCCGCUCCGCCGACAAGAGGUCCGCCGGCAACCGCAAUCGCCACCGCCGCCUCAAAAUCCGCUCCAACUUCACCUUCUCCACCACCCCCCUCCUCUCCUCCGACCCGCACCGCCCCGCCUCCGCCGCCUCAUUCGCCUUCGACCCCCUGGUCGCCGACAUCGAGCGGAGGCGCGAGGACAAGCAAUGGGAGCACCACUACUUCCAGAACCACCGCUCCGAGUCCAAGCCCGAGUCGACUCAGUCGACUCAGCCCGAGCCCGAGUGGGAGGAUUUCAUGGACGCCGAGGACUACCUGAACGACGAGGAGAAGUUCAACGUCACCAACAGGCUGGUGGUCCUGUUCCCCAAGAUUGACGUUGACCCGGUUGAUGGGUAUGUGAGUGAGACCGAGUUGAUUCAGUGGAAUUUGAAGCAAAGCCAAAAGGAGGUUCUGCAUAGAACCGAGAGAGAAAUUGAAGUUCAUGAUAAAAACAAUGAUGGGUUUGUCUCUUUCUCUGAGUAUGACCCCCCCACCUGGGUCAAGGAUUCGGGUAAAGACUCGUUUGGAUAUGAAAUGGGGUGGUGGAAAGAGGAGCAUUUUAAUGCAUCCGAUGCGGAUGGAGACGGCCGUUUAAAUAUUACGGAGUUUAAUGAUUUUCUCCAUCCAGCUGACACCAACAAUCCCAAGUUGCUUCUGUGGUUGUGCAAGGAAGAAAUACGGGAACGAGAUAGUGACAAAGAUGGUAAGGUCAACUUCAAAGAGUUUUUCCACGGGUUGUUUGACUUGGUCAGAAAUUACGACGAAGAGAGCCACAAUUCUUCUACCCACGAGGCCGAUAACCCCGAAGAGGCCCCCGCUAAAAUUUUAUUCGCCCAGCUCGACAAAGAUGGUGACGGAUAUCUGUCGGACGUAGAAAUUCUCCCCAUUAUUGGAAAAGUUCAUCCAUCCGAGCGUUAUUACGCAAAACAGCAGACAGAUUACAUCAUGCAGCAGGCUGAUACGGAUAAGGACGGGCGUUUGAGCUUGACUGAAAUGGUAGAUAAUCCGUAUGUUUUCUACAGCGCUGUAUUUGACGAGGGUGAAGAUGAUGAUUACGGAUACCACGACGAAUUUCGUUAGAUCCUUUUUUUCUCAAUAGGGGCAGGUCAGGAAACUAAUUCCGUGAUUCACUCAGAAAUUAUUUAAAAAAAAAAACAAAAAAAAAAGUUAUAUUUAUUCUUCUGUACUCGUCACCCUCGUGCAACUGAUGCACGUUUUUACUCGAUUAGUAGUAAUUUCAUCUCGGAUUUUCGUGUUAGUUCUUGUAUGAUGAUGCAUGCUUAAAACUCUUUUAAUUUGUGUAAUGCAGAUUAUAGGCUUUUUUGGCAGUUCAAGUGGUGAAUAUCUGACAGUUAUUUUUAUUAUUACAUUCUUUGUUUUUAGUCUUUUAUUAUAUUUUCUUGUUUAUCUAUCUUAUGUUGUCCACUGAUUGUAAGCUGAAUUUUCAAGAAAAUUUUGAUUUGAAAUUCUUGG